AUUUUUAUUUUGCCCCGCGACUGGGUAUUCUGCAGUCAUCCGCCAUCACUCUCCCAACGAAACAAACAGUAAAGGAAUUAGGAAGAGAUCGAAUGGAACGAUCGGCGAGGUUUCUACCAUUGUCACUGUUGUUAGUUACACUGAUCACAACUGUUAAUGCUCUAUAUGGCCCCUCCACUCCCGUUCUUCAGUUAAAUCCUUCUAAUUUUAAGUCUAAGGUUCUGAAUUCUAAUGGCGUAGUGUUGGUAGAGUUCUUUGCCCCGUGGUGUGGCCACUGUAAGGCGUUAACGCCCACGUAUGAGAAGGUCGCUUCUGUCUUGAAAGGCGUCGCUACCGUCGCAGCACUAGAUGCCGAUGCUCACAGGUCCCUUGCUCAGGAAUAUGGCAUUAAAGGCUUUCCUACCAUUAAGGUUUUUGUACCUGGAAAGCAGCCUGUGGAUUACCAAGGCGCAAGGGAGGCUAAAUCCAUGGUUGACUUUGUAAAGGCACAGAUUAGGGAUCUGUUGAAGGAUCGGUUAGAUGGAAAAGCAACAGGAGGGUCUUCUAAAAAGUCUGAACCUAGUGCUUCAGUUGAAUUGAACUCAAGAAAUUUUGAUGACUUGGUGGUUAAAAGCAAAGACCUCUGGAUUGUGGAGUUCUUUGCACCUUGGUGUGGCCACUGCAAGAAGCUUGCUCCUGAGUGGAAGAAAGCUUCAAAGAACCUCAAGGGGAAGGUGAAUUUGGGCCAUGUAGACUGUGAUGCAGAGAAGUCUCUGAUGAGCAGGUUCAGUGUCCAAGGAUUCCCUACAAUUUUGGUAUUUGGUGCUGACAAGGACCAUCCUGUACCUUAUAAUGGUGCAAGGACUGCCUCUGCAAUUGAAUCAUUUGCACUAGAGCAGCUGGAGAUAAAUGUUUCUCCUCCUGAAGUAACUGAAUUGACUGGACCGGAUGUUAUGGAAGAAAAAUGUAGCUCUGCUGCUCUUUGCUUUGUGGCAUUUCUCCCUGACAUUUUGGACUCCAAGGCAGAGGGAAGGAACAAAUACCUUGAGACACUGUUAUCUGUUGCUGAGAAGUUCAAAACAAAGCCCUACAGCUAUGUUUGGGCUGCUGCCGGCAAGCAACCAGAUCUCGAGAAGCAUGUUGGUGUUGGUGGCUAUGGCUAUCCUGCGCUAGUAGUCCUAAGUGUUAAAAACCAAGUAUAUGCACCCCUUAAGAGUUCAUUUCAACACGACCAUAUUAAAGAGUUCGUGAGAGAAAUUGGAGAAUUAGGGGGUAGGGGAAGAAAUUUGCCUUUAGCUGGCACCCCAACAAUUGUAAAGACCGAACCUUGGGACGGUAAAGAUGGGGAAAUGAUGGAAGAGGACGAGUUUUCCCUUGAAGAACUUAUGGGGGAUGAUACAGCUAACAAGGAUGAAUCUUAAACUUCAAUACUUCCUCUUUCAACAUUAUAGAGACUGGUACUCUCUACUUUAAAUUUUUGACGAUUUAACAGGUUACAUAAUGUGUUAAUAUCUUGUACUUAAUCAGGUUUUAGACAUAUUUAAUGCAAUGAUACUCAUACCAUGGAA
Messenger RNA from Ipomoea triloba (trilobed morning glory), 1547 nucleotides. Its product is annotated as protein disulfide isomerase-like 2-3. The transcript has 9 exons. NCBI's taxonomy places the organism in Eukaryota, Viridiplantae, Streptophyta, Magnoliopsida, Solanales, Convolvulaceae. Gene Ontology annotation, molecular function: protein-disulfide reductase activity; protein disulfide isomerase activity. Gene Ontology annotation, cellular component: endoplasmic reticulum lumen. The coding region runs from base 93 to 1400 and encodes 435 amino acids. Gene Ontology annotation, biological process: response to endoplasmic reticulum stress. The record is from RefSeq and is a predicted model, not a curated record.